Dictyostelium discoideum AX4 is the source of this 1641-nucleotide messenger RNA. RefSeq lists its product as hypothetical. The record is from RefSeq and is a predicted model, not a curated record. The transcript is spliced from 2 exons. The coding region runs from base 1 to 1641 and encodes 546 amino acids. NCBI's taxonomy places the organism in Eukaryota, Evosea, Eumycetozoa, Dictyosteliales, Dictyosteliaceae.
AUGAUUUCAAAUAAUGUUGUUGAUGAAAAUGUUUUAAAUAAUAUAAUUAAUAAUAAAGAUAAUAGUAUUAAUAUUUAUAAUAAUAAUAAUAAUAUUAAUAAAUGUCAAUUACACCCAAAAUAUGAAAUUACAUUUUUAUGCUCAGAUUGUGAAUUAAUACCAUGUUGCAUUCAUUGUUUAACAAGUGAUAAACAUCAUAGAGGUCAUAAAGCAAACCUAUUGGAUGAAACCAAUGUUUUAUCAUUAAUUGAAAUUUUCAAAAAUAAAAUUCAUCCAACAAUUUCAGAAACAAUAAAAAAUGAUAAAAUUUUAUUAAAUCUAUCAAAUAAUAAAUAUAAUCAAAUUAAAAAUGAAUUUGAUAAUAAUAUUGAAUUAAUAACAAAUGAAUUUAAAAAAAUUCAUAAUUUAAUCAACAUCAUUGAAAAUGAUUUAAAAAAUCAAUUAAAAUCAACACUUGAAGAAAAUUCAAAUUUAAAUUCUUCAAUAACAACAUCAAUUAAUAAUUAUGAUCAAAUAUUAUCAAGUAUUAAAAAUUCAAUUUCAAUUAAUAAUUUAAAUGAAAUUAAAAAAUUAUCAAAUGAAAAUGAAAAAGAAAAAGAAAAUGAUAAUGAAAAAGAAAAUGAAAAUGAAAUUAAUAAAGAAAUUAAAAAUAUUAUUAAAAAAUAUCAAGAAUCAUUACUUAUAUUAAAAGAAAAAAAUAAUAAUACAAUUUCUGAUAAUUAUAAAAAUAAUAUUAUUACCAUUAAUAAUAAUGAACUUAAUAAUGUAAAAGAAUCAUUUAAAUCAUUUUUUUCUUUAAAAAAUAAAAAUGAAAUUGUUUCAAAUAAAAUUAAUCAAGAAGAUAAUAAUAAUAAUGAAAAUGUAAAUGAUAAAAAUAAUAUUCAAUUUGAUAAAGAUAAUUACAGAUAUGUAACUUAUAAUGGAUUAAAAUUUUAUGUCUACUCAGAAAGUUACCCAUUCCCAAUUGAAAAUGAAAACAUUUCAAAUAUUGCAUUUGGUAAAGAUUGUGGUAAUUUAUCAAAAUUUAAAUUUGGACCAAAUGUCAAUUCAAUUAUUUUAUUGAAUGGAUUUAAUCAAUUUAUUUCACCAGGAACAUUACCUGAAACCAUUAAAACAAUCCAUUGUUUUCAAUUAGAUAAACCAUUAAUUGAAGGAUCAAUUCCAAAAUCAGUAAAAUUUUUAACAAUUAAUGAUGGAUUCGAUCAAUUACUACCUGGUGUAAUUUCAAAUGAAGUUGUAGUAUUAUCAAUUCAUGAUAUUAAAAAAGAGUUAAUGUUUGGUUCAAUACCAAAUACAAUUAAGAAUAUUACAUUCGGUAGUAACUUUAAUCAAGUUUUAUUACCAGGUAUUGUACCAGAUGGUAUCCAAUGGUUAGAUAUUCAUGCUAUUAAAAAAGAUUUAUUGGAAGGUUCAAUUCCAAAUUCUGUAAAAUGUAUUUCAUUACAAAAUGGAUUUGAUCAAUGUUUAUUACCAUCAAUAAUUCCAGAUUCUGUUGAAGAAUUACAUUUAGGUUAUUUAAAACAACCUUUAUUAAAUGGUUCAAUUCCAAAGUCUGUAAAAAAGAUCAUUUUAUCAAAUGAUUUUAAUCAAUCUCUUGAUGUUUGCAAAUUAUUAGAUGAUGUAAAAGUUGUAAAAUUCUAA